CCUCCCGCAUUGCCUCACCACACCACCCCAAGUCCUCUCCUUCAUCUCCUUUCCCAGAUCUCGGAGGUCUCUCACUCUUACGAUCCAGAGACGUCUUUGUAUACGCCUCUGGUAUCUCCAUUCCUCCUUUUUCCCUCUCUUCCAAAAAUCUCCUAUUCAUUUCUCAAAACAUCGCGAAAAUGAGAGAGUGCAUCUCCAUCCACAUUGGUCAGGCCGGUAUCCAGGUCGGAAAUGCCUGCUGGGAGCUCUACUGCCUCGAGCACGGCAUCCAGCCUGAUGGACAAAUGCCGAGCGACCACACCGUCGGCGGCGGAGACGACGCUUUCAACACCUUCUUCAGCGAAACCGGAGCCGGCAAACACGUUCCUCGUGCCGUGUUCGUCGAUCUGGAGCCCACUGUCAUCGAUGAAGUCCGAACCGGCACCUACCGCCAACUCUUCCACCCUGAGCAACUCAUCUCCGGCAAAGAAGACGCCGCCAACAACUUCGCCCGUGGCCACUACACAAUUGGGAAGGAGAUCGUAGAUCUGUGCCUGGAUAGGAUUAGGAAGCUUGCGGAUAACUGUACCGGGCUUCAGGGAUUCCUGGUCUUCCACGCCGUGGGUGGGGGUACCGGAUCCGGGUUGGGAUCUCUGUUGCUCGAGAGGCUUUCCGUUGAUUAUGGAAAGAAAUCCAAGCUUGGGUUCACCAUUUACCCAUCUCCCCAGGUCUCCACCGCUGUGGUUGAGCCUUACAACUCUGUUCUCUCUACUCACUCCCUUUUGGAGCACACCGAUGUUGCCGUUCUCCUCGACAAUGAGGCCAUUUAUGACAUCUGCCGCAAGUCCCUUGACAUUGAGAGGCCCACCUACACCAACCUUAACCGCCUCAUCUCUCAGGUGAUUUCAUCAUUGACCGCAUCUCUGCGAUUUGAUGGAGCCUUGAACGUCGAUGUGAAUGAAUUCCAAACUAACUUGGUCCCAUACCCAAGAAUCCACUUCAUGCUUUCCUCCUAUGCACCCGUGAUAUCAGCCGAAAAGGCCUAUCAUGAGCAGCUCUCCGUUGCGGAGAUCACCAACACUGCAUUUGAGCCAUCCUCAAUGAUGGUCAAGUGUGAUCCCCGCCACGGCAAGUACAUGGCCUGCUGCCUGAUGUACAGAGGCGAUGUGGUGCCUAAGGACGUGAAUGCAGCUGUGGCCACCAUUAAGACCAAGAGGACCAUCCAGUUUGUUGACUGGUGCCCAACUGGGUUCAAAUGCGGUAUCAACUACCAGCCUCCGACUGUGGUACCUGGUGGAGAUUUGGCUAAGGUUCAGAGAGCCGUGUGCAUGAUCUCCAACUCCACCAGCGUUGCUGAAGUGUUCUCUAGGAUUGAUCAUAAGUUUGAUCUCAUGUAUGCCAAGCGUGCUUUUGUGCAUUGGUACGUGGGUGAAGGUAUGGAGGAAGGUGAGUUUUCUGAGGCUAGGGAAGACUUGGCUGCUCUGGAGAAGGAUUAUGAGGAAGUUGGGGCGGAGUCUGCUGAAGGUGAGGAAGAUGAGUACGACGAUUGAGCACAAGUUUGAGCUCAUGUUUGUGGUUGAGGGGUGCUAAUGAGUGCUGCUAAAUGAUUUAGUGUUUUUUUUUUUGUUUUUUUUGGUUCCUUGUUUGUGGGUCAAUUAAAAAACCAAUGUUCUCAUUGGUAUGAACAAAUUGCCGUGUUGAUUUUGGCUCAUUCUUAAAUCUGGAUUUGGUACUUUCUAUUUUGGUUUACUGUGUUUCACUGUUGUUUUGUUCUUGAAUUUCUAUUGAGCUUGAUUAGUAGUAA
Messenger RNA from Coffea eugenioides, 1783 nucleotides. RefSeq names its product tubulin alpha chain. The transcript has 4 exons. Gene Ontology annotation, cellular component: cytoplasm; microtubule. Lineage: Eukaryota; Viridiplantae; Streptophyta; Magnoliopsida; Gentianales; Rubiaceae. Gene Ontology annotation, molecular function: GTP binding; structural constituent of cytoskeleton. Bases 180 to 1529 code for a protein of 449 amino acids. The record is from RefSeq and is a predicted model, not a curated record. Gene Ontology annotation, biological process: mitotic cell cycle; microtubule cytoskeleton organization.